Molecule: messenger RNA, 1224 nt
Organism: Talaromyces rugulosus
Lineage: Eukaryota; Fungi; Ascomycota; Eurotiomycetes; Eurotiales; Trichocomaceae
Exons: 1
Coding region: 1-1224 (407 amino acids)
Molecular function (GO): hydrolase activity, hydrolyzing O-glycosyl compounds
Source: RefSeq, a predicted model, not a curated record
AUGCAUUUCCGACAACUAGCGCUGGCUGCCCUGGCAGUUCUACCAGCUCUUGGUGAGCUUCACACCUCAUCGCGAUGGAUUCUCGACUCCAACAACCAGCGCGUCAAGCUACGCUGCGUCAACUGGGCCGGACACAUGGAAGCUCGCGUUCUCGAAGGUCUGAACAAGCAGUCCGUGGACACAAUUGCCAGCUGGAUCGCGGAUAACGGGUUCAACUGUGUGCGCCUGACAUAUUCGAUCGACAUGGCUCUUGACCCGGACGUGUCUGUUUCUGACUCGUUCGCCGCAGCCGGCACGAAAUGGGGAAGCGAGUCUAAUAUGGCAGACGCGUACAACGAUGCAGUCUCAAACAACCCUUUCUUGGCGAAUGCCUCGUCCAUAGACGUCUAUGCCAACAUCAUCGACGCAUUGGACAGCAAGGGUGUCAUGACUUUGUUGGACAAUCAUGUUUCCGAAGCGAGUUGGUGUUGCAAUCUCACUGACGGAAAUGGCUGGUGGGACACUGCGUCCGGAUACAACGAUCUCAACAGUCGCUUCUUCAACACGACUAAGUGGCUCGCUGGCUUGGAGGCCAUGGCGACAUUCGCUGUCGACCAUCCCGGUGUGGUUGCAAUGUCGAUUCGCAACGAACUCCGUCCUACGCCUAUAUUGCAGGACCUCGGCCACGACGAUUGGUACAAUUAUGUAAACCAAGGUGCUUUGGCAGUGCACAAGGCCAAUCCCAAGGUGCUGAUCGUCAUCGGUGGCUCACAGUCUGCCACCGAUAUGUCGUUUAUCCGCAACAAAACCCUAGACGUGUCCCAAUGGGCCGACAAACAUGUCUGGGAAUUCCACGCGUACUCGUUUACCGUCACCUUCCCGGGCAAUGGAGACUGCACCGUGGCCAAUACCGAGUAUGGUGCUUUGGACGGAUUCGUUCUUACUCAAAACCAGUCAUACACUGCACCUCUGAUCCUCUCGGAAUUCGGCGUGGGUAUGACUGGGGGCCCGAACUCGGGUUUGUCGGAUAAAGAUAACUCAUACCUGCAGUGCUUGGUGAAGUACAUGGAGUCAAAUGAUGCUGAGUGGGCUGUGUGGGCUCUGCAGGGCAGCUAUUACGUCCGCGAUGGCACUUUUGACUAUGAUGAGUCCUAUGGCCUGUUGGACCAUGAUUGGUCGGACUGGAGAAACAGCAAUUUUACUGGAAUGCUGGGCCAGAUGUGGAAUGUCACGCAGGGACCUUAG